Messenger RNA from Aedes albopictus (Asian tiger mosquito), 1769 nucleotides. RefSeq lists its product as uncharacterized. Lineage: Eukaryota; Metazoa; Arthropoda; Insecta; Diptera; Culicidae. Gene Ontology annotation, cellular component: nucleus; mitochondrial inner membrane. The transcript is spliced from 5 exons. Gene Ontology annotation, biological process: apoptotic DNA fragmentation. Gene Ontology annotation, molecular function: nucleic acid binding; single-stranded DNA endonuclease activity; metal ion binding. The coding region runs from base 226 to 1407 and encodes 393 amino acids. The record is from RefSeq and is a predicted model, not a curated record.
CGCUUGUCAUUCGCGUGCGAUUCGUCUUUAUCAGCUUUGUCUGUCGACGUAAUUUAAUUCACUCUAACAGCUUGCUCCAUAAUACCUCACCACUUGCGCUAAUUAUCAACAUUCUCCAUUCUGAGUCAGUUGUCAGUUUAAACCUGACCUUGAUCGUGAGUUGAUCGCCCGCACGGUUCGUCUACGACUUGUGACGUUUACGAAUAUAAUUAAUUAGUGUUUAUAAUGUUGAAAUACUUGUUUUUGUCUUUAGUUUAUGUUUCGGUUGUUUCCGGAGUUUGCAGGAUAUACCUGCAAAGCAAUGCAACGCAUGACAAAGCUCCACUGUUUCUACAAUCGAAAGGAUCAAUAUACACUUUGUUGGAACCCCGUGGACCUUAUUUCCAGCUUAAAAAUGGUGAACACAUUUCCGUCGGAUGUGCCAGUGCAAAAAAUAAAAUUUCGGAAAUAAAUGAAUCUCUCGGCGACGUAUCAUGCGUUGAUAAUCAACAGUUUGAAUACAAAGGUCGUAGCUUGCAGUACACUCAGCUGAACUGUACGUCGUCGAUUUCAAGCUCAAUAAAGGCUCAAAACCGCCCAUGUGCAGCAGGUCUGGGAAGGUGGUACGAUUUUGGCUUUGAGGUGCUUGGAGCUCCAUUUAUCAGAUAUUUUCAGUCGUGCUACAAUUUGGAUAAAUCGUCAGUAGUCUACAGUGAACAUGACAUUCUGGGAGCUUCGAUCGAAAAGGCUCAAAUCAACAACGAUAGACCUUCGUUCAAGGUCGGAGGCCUGAAGGUAAAGGCACGCUUGUCUACUGUAUAUACGCAAAACUCACAACGUGCCAGACUGGCAGAUUUGCUAGGCUCCGAAGAGCUUGCCAAGCAGUACAUCUCGUCGUCAUCAUUUUUCGCCAAAGGUCAUCUUACGCCGGACGGUGAUGCAGUGCUUAACAGUUGGGCAGGAGCAACGUACUUCUACAUCAAUGUAGCACCGGAGUGGCAGAUAAUAAACACCGGCAAUUGGGUUCGCAUCGAAAACGCUGCCCGUAAGGUUGCGGCCCAGUUGAACGAUACCGUGAAAGUGUUCACCGGAGUCUAUGACGUUCUGACCCUCCCCGAUGUCAAUGGUCGACCGGUUCCAAUCACUCUCGCCGAAGACGACCAGGUGGAGGCCCCGAAAUGGCUCUGGAAGAUUUUACAUCAUUCCGCUUCGAACUCGGCAAUUGCAUUCGCCACACUGAACAAUCCAUUCGCCACAAGUGGGGACCAACUGUGCAGCAACAUCUGCACCCAGUACGGGUGGGCCCAGCAGGAGUUUCAGGAUUUACGACGAGGCUACACCAUCUGUUGCACCGUACGGGAUCUUCGCAAAGCGAUUCCGUUCAUUCCGACGAAGGCAGACGCUGCCAACAUUCUUCGAUUUAAUUAAAUUGUUCUCGUCUGGUUUGGAGCGUGUUGGAAGGUGUUGUGUUUUCGGAUGCAGAACCAAAAUAUUGGUAGAUUAAAUGAAUAAACGGGUGGAUUCGUUCCCAGCAAAUAAUCUACGUAUUGGAAAAUAUACGUAGGUACAUUUGAUGAAACAGACAGUGCCAAAGAUCGCCAUACAAGAAAAAGGUGCAAACAUGCGAAAAUAAAAUUCAAUGAAUAUUCAUCCGAACAAAUACCGUGUCUGCGUUUGGCGUUUUCGUAGCCAGGUUAGUGGAGUGGUCAGUAGGUUCUUAACAGCACUUGUCGAAAAUUGGAUUAUUCCAUCGCAAAUAUUUCCACCUCUAUCGGCAUAACCCUUUCGAA